AUGGGAGAUUCAGAUUCAUCAACAACGUCAGAAAUGGCUGAAAUUUGGCAAAAAUUAUGGUCAGAAAUUCUGAAGAGAAUCCCAGCAAAAGAGUUAGGUAAAUGCAUUUGUGUCUGCAAAACAUGGUAUUCUCUCAUUCUAUCUCCUCAGUUCAUAACUUCACACACUAAAUUUCAUCGAACCCAUCUCAAUUUCCUCCUUAGAAGCUUCACUAAAGCUUCCCUGGCUGAAAAUGGUGUUGAAUCUUACCAUUUUUUCUCUGAUUCUGAAGAAAUUUCUGGGCUUUUUAACAAGGGUUCUAUUCUUCCUUUUAAAACUGGGGUGGGUUUGAAUUUUCGUGUUGUUGGGUGUGUUAAUGGUGUUGUUUUUCUUGCUGAUACUCAAUUUGGGAACAAACAUACUUUCUAUUUAUGGAAUCCUUUGAUUAAGAAGCAUAUUAAGUUACCAAAACCCAGAAUUGUGUUUGAUGUUGUUGGACCUUAUAUGCAUGUUUUUGGAUUUGGGUAUGAUUCCAAAAAUCAGGAUUUGAAGGUUGUUAGGGUUUCUUACAUUCAGCUUAGUUCUGGGUUAGAUGAAAUUCCUCCAAAAACUGAGGUUUAUAGUGUUAAAUUAGGGGUUUGGAGAUGGGUUUUUGCUGAUGAUGUUACUACUUGCAUUGCUGAGGAUAUUUGGUCUCAGUGUUGUCUGCAAGGAGAGGUUUAG
Chenopodium quinoa (quinoa) is the source of this 702-nucleotide messenger RNA. RefSeq names its product F-box protein At4g22390-like. The transcript has 2 exons. NCBI's taxonomy places the organism in Eukaryota, Viridiplantae, Streptophyta, Magnoliopsida, Caryophyllales, Amaranthaceae. Gene Ontology annotation, molecular function: protein binding. The coding region runs from base 1 to 702 and encodes 233 amino acids. The record is from RefSeq and is a predicted model, not a curated record.